CGCCGCGCCGCCCGCGUCGAACGCUCGCGGGGCGCGUCGCGCGAGACCGGUCGUGAAUCGAGCGGCGACCCGUGGCGUCGAGCGACGCGACGCGGAGGCGACGGCGUGGCGACGGCGACGCGGCCGGCGAAGACGAGCGCGGCGACGAGCCGCGCGAUGACGUUUUCGCGCGCGCUGACGAUGACGACGUGCGCCGCGUCCUCGUCGCGAUCGCCGUCGUCGUUCCCCCUCGCGUCGCGCCGCCGCGCGAGCGCGACGCCGCGGCGCCGCGGCGCGCGCGCGACGCGCCGCGCGGGGAACGGCGACGCCCCGCGCGACGGCGAGCAGCGCGUCAGCGACGAGGAACUCCGCGAGGCGAUCCGCGAGUGUCGAGAACUCCUCGAGGAAGCGACGCGCAUGGCGGGCGAGCAAGCGCGCGCGGAGCUCACCGCGUCGUUCCUGCGCGCGCCCGACGGCGUCGAGAGCGGGCUGACCGGGAACCUCGCGAUCGACAUGGCGCGCGUGCAGCUCUUCUUCCAGGGCAAAGGCAUGCGGCAGUGGGAGGCGGAGCGCGUCUCGAGGACGCUCGUGGAAAUCGACUCCGUCUACCACGACGUCGAGCUUCUCGCGGUGAAAUACGACCGGCUCGUUCGCACGUUACCGGGCGUGGACGUGAAGAGCAUGGUCGCGACGGACGCGAGAGUGAUGGCGACGGACAUCGGCGUGAACGUCGAGCGGAUGAUCGCCAUGGCGGACGUGUUUCCCAAAGGGAAGGUGCCGUCGAUGAUAUCGGAGGCGCCGAGGCUGUUGUACUGCGACGAUCUGACCGAACGCGUGGAGCGGACGAUCGAUUGCAUCAAGCGCGUGUACCCGAAAGAGACGGACGAGAGCUGCAUGUGCGCCAUCAUCGAAGAGCCGACGCUUCUGUUCGAGCUCCCGGAUCUGAACGUAUUCAAAGAGCGCGUCCGGAUAGACAUCGCGGAGCUGCCGAUGACGACGCAAGAGAUGCUCGUCUUUGCGACCAGGAACGAAAACGAAUAGAGCCCCGCGCGCGUUUCGUUUCGUUUCCAGCUCUGCGUGUGGGGCUAUCUGUCGUCGUAUCCGCCGUGUAGUAUCCGUCGAAGUCGACACUGACGCGCGGCUCGCUCUUGUUGUUCUCACAGAGACGCGAAAUCGAUGUGAGGUUGUGAGCGCGCGACGUAAGAGUCUCUGUUGUAUUCGUUAGUAGUCGUAUUAUCGUACAAUUCGUCUUC
Molecule: messenger RNA, 1232 nt
Organism: Micromonas pusilla CCMP1545
Lineage: Eukaryota; Viridiplantae; Chlorophyta; Mamiellophyceae; Mamiellales; Mamiellaceae
Exons: 1
Coding region: 157-1020 (287 amino acids)
Source: RefSeq, a predicted model, not a curated record